AUGAAUUUAACAUAAUUAGAGUCCAUAUUUUAAUAACUCAAUUCUCAAAAAACCCCUCCCUCAUAAUGGACUAUUGACUAAAUACGUAACUUUUGUGAUCAUUACAAACUUGAAUGGGCCAAAGAGAUUUUAAGAAUUCAUAAUAAUAAACAAUUAAACGUAGAUCAUCUACUUAUAAACAAUGUGCUUGGUGCAAAACAAAAAAGACAUCAUGAGAAGGUCUAGGAUAAAAUCUCAAUUUUAGAGGCUUAAGGAUUAUAGAAUGAUGUUAUAAAAGAAAUUUUGUUUGGCAAAUCAAUUCUUUUAUCGAAACUAUAGCGAUAAAAACAUUCAUUAUCAAAUCAUUAAAUUGAAAAUAUGGUCAUUCAUUCCUCAAUAUUUAUGAGGCCAAUCGUUUUUCACUUAAAAGAUUAUAAGGAUUGCAUAGAAGUAGAAUUUGUUCACGAGGAAAAUGUUGUAGGUGUUCUGGACCUGAAGGAAAAUGAGAUUUUAUAAUAAAUUACUUGUUAUACUAAACAAAUUUUUAUGGCAGAUAAAACUAUUGAACAUAGAAGAAAUAAUGAUAUCUAUAUUAAAUCCAAUUUGAUCAAACUAUUAUUUACUAAUUUGUAAUAUUUGCCUAAAGAAUCUCCUCUUUUUUGGGAUGUUGAAUAAGUAAGUGUUCUAUUAAAAAUUAUUAAAUUGAAUUGCUUAGAUGAGCUUUUUAAAUAAAAUCUAAUUGAUGGAUUUGUAAUUUCUGUUUUAGGAAAAUGUCCAUUUACAGAAACAAGUUAAUUGCUAAAAUUAUUUAAUUUUGACCUAUAACAUAACACAAAAAUUCAAAAUGUUAGACUUCAAACUCAUUCUAAACUUACUCAACUCUAAAAAUAUACAUAUAUUCAAAAUGUGUUUUUAACUUUAUUUUACUUAGCCAAUACAUUGAACCAAACUAUUUAUAAUUGUUUAGAAAUAGAUCAAUUUUAAACAGAGGGUUAACAAAUUAGUCAUUUUGAUUAUUAUGAUUUAUUCUAUUUUAAUGUAAAAUGUCCAUAAGUUUGGAAGAAAUCUCCUGAUAAAAAAGCUUAAACUUCAGAUGACUUGGAAACUUUUAAAGUCUUUAAUUUAGAAGAUGGUCGUCAUGAAUCCAUUGCCAUAGAUGCUUUUAGAUCAAACUCUGUAGGUGUGUAGCACCAUGUUAAAAAUAAUGAGGAUUUGCAGAAAAUUCAAAAGGCUAAUUCAGGUAUUGAAAGCAGUGUACGUUAAAGAUAGGAUCUCAUGUAUUGCUAAAAAGAAUUAGAGUAUAAAGCUUAGGAUACUUCGUCUGAGAAUUGCAUUACAAAUGAAACAACUACUACUUAAGGGACUCCACUAAUUGAUUCUGCUAAGAAUACAGCAGAUAGCUAAAAACCAAUGUAAGAAUCAGUUUAUUUUCCAUAAAAAUAAGAAUUGCAAGGGAGCGUAUAUUUUUCUAAUCCAGAAUAAUAAUAAUAAAUGCAGGAGUCAGUGUAUUUUAUACAACAAGAUAUUAAGCCUAUGUAAGAAUCUGUGUAUUUUUCUUAAACAUAAGGAUAGCAAUAAUAAAUGUAAGAAUCUGUAAUAUUCCCUUAAAAAGAGUAAGUGUAAAUGCAAGAAUCAGUAUGUUUUAUUCCUCAAAAAUAGUAAAUGUAAGAAUCAGUUUAUUUUCCUCAAUAAGAACAAUAGGCAUAAAAGAUGGAAGGGUCUGUUUAUUUUUCAAAUCAAAUGCAAGGAUCAGUGGCUUUUCCUGGAAAUCAAAAUUAAUAAAUGCAAUAAUCGGUAAUGUUGCAGGAUCCUAAAAGUAAUAGUUUAGGUUAAUCUGAAAUGGUGGGAUAAUCAAUAAUGAUGGGUUAAUCUACAUUUACUAAUAAUAAUAUUAAUAACACUAGUAAUAAUAAACCAAAUAUUAAAAGUAAUCCAGAUCCUAUGGGAUAAUCCAUUAAUAUAGAACAAAUCAUUUAGGAGGUGUAAUACCCUUAGGAUAAAAAAAAAUAACAAAAGAGUGUAAAGUUAAAAGUGUCAUUUCAAGAAGGAGAUGAAAAGAAGAAGGGAGAAAUUCAAAAUAGAACUCCAACAAGAUAGAAAAGAAUUAAAUUAAUUACUUCUAUUGAACAAGCAUCUUUAUAAAGUGUUAUAACAAAUCCAUUUAUUUUAAAUGUCAGUCAUUAAAUGAAGAUAAAGUCUGAGCAAUUUCAUAAAAUAUUGCUUAUAAAUUUGAUUGGUGCAACUUUCGGUAGAAGUCAAGAUAAUCAGUAUGUUUUGUAAGAUUAAUCAAAGAUCUCCUCCAAACAUGCAAGGAUCACAGUUGUAAAUGAUAGGUUUCAUUUGUAGGAUUUAGGGUCCAAGAGAGGGACUUUCUUAAAUGCUAAUAAAAUGAGGAUAAAAAAGGCUAUGGUGUUUUAUAUCGGAGACAAGCAAGCUUUUCAAAUUUUAGAGGUUAAUGAAAUAGAGGGAACUUUAACAUUUGCAUUUGAUAAGGAAUUGAUUGAUACAAAAUAAGUUAAUCUUAAGAUUGGGGAAACUUGGUCUAUAGGGAGGGAUUUAAAGCGAACCCAUUAUUAAUUUAUAGGAUAUCCCAUUCAUCAACUAUUAUCUUAGAUUCAUUGCAUAAUUUCUUAUGUUUCAAAGGAUGGAGAACCAAAAUUUAUUAUUGAUGAUUAAAAUUCAAAAAAUGGUACUUGGUUAAGAUUGAGUGACAAGAAAUUACUUAGUGAACCUUAGCUGUUAUUGAGGAACAGUAAAUUUAAUUUGGCUUUUGAGAUACAAUAUGAAGUGAUUGAUGUGUAUUAUUAAAAUAAUUAAUGA
Molecule: messenger RNA, 2799 nt
Organism: Paramecium tetraurelia
Lineage: Eukaryota; Ciliophora; Oligohymenophorea; Peniculida; Parameciidae
Exons: 5
Molecular function (GO): protein binding; mRNA binding
Source: RefSeq, a predicted model, not a curated record